AGAUGAUUGAAUGCCCAAGUUCCUUGUUGCCCACCGAUCGGGCGCCCACCGACUGGCUGCCAUCGCCCUAUACCGCGCCCUCGUUUCGCAAUGUACGCAGCUAGACAUUCCCGCCGAGCGCGGCCGCCAACUGCUCCAUCUGGUCAGGCAUCGCUUCGAUUCCUUUCGACACACCACCUCCCACCGCGAGCUCAAGCUAUUGUUCGAAGCCGGCUACGAGGCCGUGGACCGUCUGGACGCUGCCGUUGCGGGUGACAAGAAGAGCAAGCAGUAUAUAUUGGACUUGGUUUGUCGGGCGCCCCACAGCGCGGCGGGCAGAAUCAAGAGCAGAAACUCCGUCAGUGACGACUACAACGAGCCUUUUCCUCCGCCAGUCGCCGCUGAAGGCACUGCUCCGAGUGAUCCACUGCUUUGUCAACCAGAAAUCGCCCCACGCGAUACCUCUCCCAGCCGCACCUCGAUCUUCGAACGUGCCAUUCCCCAUGACCAGCUCGGGGGGACGGGAAAACGACAAAUUCCCAAGAUCUUCAGCGCCAAUGUCAUUCCCGUGCUCCGUUUCAAGAAGCCUCAAUCACCAGCCUUGACAGGCUAUCUCAACUCGCGCAUCGAGCAACGACAGAAACGCCACAAUCUCCGACACCGUUUAGAAGCCGAGCUACAGGUCGCGAGUCUCGAAGAUCAAUGGGACGAUAUCAUGUACAAACAAAGUGGCAUCGAAGGCGGAAGUGCUGAACACGCUCCAGCCGCAGUAGCCAAAGCAGGGAAUAAUAAUAAUUUUUUUACGCCCCCCGAGCCUCGUUGGACACGCGAGAUUGCAUCCGAGCUGCGAAUAGUCAGCAAAAGGCUCGACGACGAAAAAGUCAAGAACAGAGCCAUGGCAGAAAAAAUGUACAAAGUCAUUGAUCGAGAGAUGGUGUUGCUCGCACAAGAGCAGGAGCAAGAGCGACUAGCAGAAGAGGCGCGUAAGCAGGAAAUUCGAGAUGGAUUGGAAGGCUUGACUGAUAUGGUGGGCGAGAUCUGUGACGCUGAUGAUGAUUAUCAUCAUUGGGAAAAGCCCGCACAGCAGGAGAGCUACACGUAUCGACCGUUUUAGCUCUUUACUGCCGAGUUGCGUGCAUGUAUGGACCUCUCUUCUCUCAUUCACUCACUCACUCACUCACUCACCUCAUUCAGAUCUUCCUAAUUACCUAACUACCUUGCUUUACCUUGCCUUUCCUCCCCUUUCCUUCUCAUCCCUUCCCUUAUCUUAUAGUACAUUAGGCAUCUUUCUCGCGACCAAAACUCC
Messenger RNA from Sphaerulina musiva SO2202, 1285 nucleotides. RefSeq lists its product as uncharacterized. NCBI's taxonomy places the organism in Eukaryota, Fungi, Ascomycota, Dothideomycetes, Mycosphaerellales, Mycosphaerellaceae. The transcript has a single exon. The record is from RefSeq and is a predicted model, not a curated record. The coding region runs from base 11 to 1093 and encodes 360 amino acids.